AUGGCGGAAUCGCAGAAGCGGUUUCUGUACAUUACGGUCCAGGAGGCAUCCGGGAAGAGCAAGGAUCAGGAGGUCCUGUGGGAGCCGUCCUUCACUGAGGGAUUUGUCAGAGUGGAAGUGAGGGGUGGUCCAAAGACCAUAAAGGCCACUACCUUGACGCAGAGCGUACAGAAUCUGGCGAUUUCAUGGAAGCAAGAACUUCGAGUUGAGGUGACCGACGAGUCAAAAGAGAUGCGCAUAAUGCUGUGCAAGGAGAAGCCAAGGGAUGCCACCGGCACGCGGCGCAAAACAGACAUUUUGGCGGCAUGCGGAAUCUAUGUCAAGGACAUCCUUGAGGCUGUCCCCAUUGACAAGUACUUCGAACUCUUCAAACCUGGUGACAGCCCCGAACGUGCUCUUGGUGGCUUCAUUCGGGUUACGCUGAGAGGCCAAAGUGCAAACCAGGGACGGGUGCCAGCUGAGCUUGCACGCAAACCCACUGCUGCUACUCAAGGCCGAGCCCAGCCAUCGGCACCAGCAGAUGGAAGAAAAGGCAGAGGCUUUGGCCGCAUCCUCAUUCUGUGUGGAUUGGCAGCCGCCGUGGCAGUUGCAAAGACUCUGCAGAAGAAGUGA
Molecule: messenger RNA, 612 nt
Organism: Ostreobium quekettii
Lineage: Eukaryota; Viridiplantae; Chlorophyta; Ulvophyceae; Bryopsidales; Ostreobiaceae
Source: the annotation of a GenBank genome assembly